This is a messenger RNA of Colossoma macropomum (tambaqui), 3136 nucleotides long. Its product is annotated as plexin-C1-like. The record is from RefSeq and is a predicted model, not a curated record. Gene Ontology annotation, biological process: positive regulation of axonogenesis; regulation of cell shape; semaphorin-plexin signaling pathway involved in axon guidance. The coding region runs from base 89 to 2740 and encodes 883 amino acids. Lineage: Eukaryota; Metazoa; Chordata; Actinopteri; Characiformes; Serrasalmidae. The transcript is spliced from 16 exons. Gene Ontology annotation, molecular function: protein binding; semaphorin receptor activity. Gene Ontology annotation, cellular component: semaphorin receptor complex.
ACGAACUUUUCUGAGGUCCACUUCCACUUUAUGCUGAGACCCUCGUUCUGAACAGAUGUAACUCCAGCAACAAUAAAGUUUAUUCAGGAUGAGGACUGUUUAUCUGAGAAUGCUGCUCUUAUUCCAAAGCGCUGUUUCCUCCUUAACGGAGUUCAGCGUUAAAGGAGAGAUCAGGAACUUUGCUGUUGGAAACGGGAAAGUGUUCGUCGUCACCGACUCUCAGCUCCUCCAGAUGAGGCUCGAUCUAGUAGAGGAGAAACACAAGGACAUAUCUAACCACACACAUCACCAAGUUAAUAUUUUACUGCCUUUCGACGCGAAUAAGACCCUGAUAACCUGCGGAACCUCUGACUGUGGAUACUGUGAACUCCUGGACAUCAAUGACAUCAGCAGAAGUCUCUACAGGGAGGAUGUUACAGUCGGACCAUCUGUUAAUAAAUCAUCUGUUUCCUUUAUUGUAGAUUUUGAUGAAGGAAACGGAACUUAUAUGUUGGUUGCCAGAGAGAAGGUUCCUGAUCAUUGUGACUCUGUUGGUGGAGUGUCUCUGCGGAACACUCUGGACUCUCAGAUAGGAGGAAUUUUCUCUAAAGCAGCCUCUUCAAACGAAGCCAGCAUUUCUCCACAGAGUGAUGCUGAGUGGAUCGACGGCUUCCAAUCAUCUCCUCCCUCUCACUCGUACCUGCUGAUGAACGUUAAGUCUGGAACAGGUCCAGCUGUGGUGGUCUUAAGGAUGAAGAACAGCCGCAGUAAAACAGAAAUGACCAGAUCUCUACAAGGUGCAGUGCUACAGUGCUGUGAUGAUAAAGACCGUAAAAAGCUCUUAUCCUCCUCUGCAGUUCUCUCCUCUGGAUCUCCUCUUCUCUGGGCGGGAAUAUUCACUGCGCAAGAAGCGCACGACCCCCAGAACACUGCUUUGGCCAUUUACGACCUCAGUCAGAUCAGAGACCGAGUACCUUCAUAUUUCAGCUGUAAACCACAGUGCACAGCUCAGAAAGGAGAUCAUGCUCUGAGUCCUCGUGCUGUGGUGCUCAAACACAGUUCAAUGUCAUCUGUAGCAGCAGAAAAGAGAGGAUCCUGGAUUGAGCUCUACAUCGGAACUGCAAAUGGACAACUGAUGAAGAUUGUGCUGGACAAGGCUUUGAAUUCUGGCUGUGUGACGGUGCUGUACAAAUCUACUGAUGACAGGAUGGUGUUUCCCAGAAUGCACUUUGACCCAGUGGAUCAUAAGUACAUCUACAUAGCUUUGAGAAAUCAAAUCAGGCGGGUAGCAGUGACUCAGUGUGGUCUGUACAGCACUUUGAGAGACUGCAGAGCUUCUCAGGAUCCGUCCUGUGGCUGGUGUCUGACUACAAACGAAUGCUCUAUCCAAGAUGAGUGUUCAAACUCUAUUUGGAUCUCCAUUCCUGAAGACUCUUUUCAAGAAGAGCUGAUUUCUUUUCAUGUGAAUAAAGUCUCCACCAAGGUCAUUCUGAAUCUUUACCUGAAUGUGGAGGUCACACACAGCCCUUCUUCAACAUGUACCUUUAAGACAGGAGAUAGGAAUCUGUGUGACAGCUCUACUGUAGCCUUUCCCAACUGCUCCUGCACUUUCUCCAGCCAGCACCUGCCUCCUGAUGGACUCAGAGUCACAGCGACUGUCACUAUUGGAGAUCAGAGAAUCACAGAGAGUCUGAAACUGAGGAGCUGUCCAGACAUCACAGAGACAUCAUCAUAUGAUAAGUGUGCAGCGUGUAUCUCGGCUGGGUGUCAGUGGUCUCCCAGUAAUCAGAUGUGCAGUUGGUCUCAAGAGUCUGCACCACAGGUACACACACAGGAUACUUGUAAAGAAUUACUUUCUGAGAAGGACACACCAGAGAUUUUCUCCCUGGAGCCUAAUCAGGUCUCCUUUCACGGCAAAAACAAUGCAGUGCUAAAAGGAAGAAACCUGGAAUUGGUCAAGAAAAUCCAUUUUCAGGGAGUCAUGGAGUGCACUUCAAAGGAGACUCCAGUGUUGGAGCGCUCCACUGACACUCUGAAGUUCAGUAUUCCGAGUGGGAAUAAAGGAACUGUGAGGGUGUGUGUGGUGACAGAAGACGGCCAUUGCCACGGUAAUGCUGCAAUCACUUAUGGCUCCCAGCCCACCUGUACUGGACUGCAGCCUAGAAACACCUGGACCAGUGGUUGGAGGAAGAUCCACGUGUUGGGAAACAAUCUGGAGUUUGUGGAUGAAGUUACUGUUCAUUCAUCUCUCAAACUGAUCACCCUCAACUCAAACAAGACCUUUUGGUUCCACACUCUUAAUCAGAGAGAAUACAUGGACUCUGGGCCGUUCAGUGUCUCUCUCAGAGUGGGAAACUCAAAAGUGGAGUGUGCAGAUAAACUGCUUUACCUCCCAGAUCCAGAAUUCACCAGCUUCUCCACCUCUAAAGUGGACAGUGAUGUGCUGGUCACCAUACAGAAAACAGAAGACAUGCUCAGUAUCAGUAAAGAAGAUGUGAUAGUGUGGGGGCUGCAGGAAGAGAAGCAGUUUGAGUGUGUGAUUGAUGUGAUUAAGUUUACUGCUCUCACCUGUGGAAUUGUGGGAGAAAAGGGACGAGAAAUCAGAGUGGACUCAAUCAAGAUCAUUGUUGGCAAUUUUACCAAACUUAUAGAGAUGACACAGCAUGGCACAGGGUAUUUAUAUGCACUUGUUGCAGUGGGCAUUUUGAUUCUUCUUGGUGCUGUUGCUGGAUUCUUAUUUAUCAAGUCAAGAAAUCGAUGACUUCAGACUCAACUUGACAAAAUCAAAAUGGCUUUUGGAUUUUAACACCAGUGACUUGAACCCAUAGUCAUUGGUCAGAAACAGCAUAAUAGGGUGCAAACAGGUGGACCAGAGCCUAUAUGUCCAGAUCUAUAUGAGUUUAUAAUUGCAUGCUUGUAAAAAGCAAGAUAUUUUAUUGUUUGUGUUUAGCCCAGGGGUCAGCAACCCAAAGAGCCAUUUUGUCAAUUUCAUAAAAAUCAAACCACCUUGGGAACCACAGUAUUUUAUGUCUCUUCACAAUCUUGGCUGUAAAUAUGUCUCUGUAUGUGCCAAUGUACUAGUAUAUUCUAAAAACACAGGAAAACACAGACUUACUUCUUUAAGCUUUAGCUCAGCUGUAGUCGCUUUUCUCGCAUC